Molecule: messenger RNA, 872 nt
Organism: Phanerochaete carnosa HHB-10118-sp
Lineage: Eukaryota; Fungi; Basidiomycota; Agaricomycetes; Polyporales; Phanerochaetaceae
Exons: 3
Coding region: 27-779 (250 amino acids)
Source: RefSeq, a predicted model, not a curated record
CUUGCAGUAGCACAUUAUUCCAGUCGAUGUGGUGUACGCGAUGGUACUUGCCACUGGUGCUCUUACCUUUGCCCAUCGCCCCACCAUACUUUCUUGUACUCUUUCUGCUCUCCACGACAUUGCACGCUAGGCCAUGCUUUUACUGCAUAAUGCUGCUAUCCGCCAUGUUUAUGGCUUCGUGCUACUGGCCUCCAAUAUCUCUUGACACACCGCUUAGCAAACCCUGGUCCGAUAGCAUAACGACCUUCGGCGAGGCACUGCUAUCGCGCGUGCCCGAUCUCCCUGCCGAUUUAAUUCCUGCCGCAAUGCCCAUCGCCGACCGCUGCUGGUGCGAGUUGUCCAUGGGCUUUUUUGAGCCGUUCAACUCGACACGAUGGGAAUGGAGCAGCGUGGAGAAGCUGAAGACGGAGCUGGAGCAGAGGUGGACGGACCGGGGUAUGAACAACUCUCAGUCGGCCACGGAGACUUUGGACUUGGAGGACAACUCGGCGGUGAAAUCAAACGCGACGUCGGGCUUCAGCGUUCUCUCGAGCACUGCCGGUACUUUUUCCGCGGUUCAGCGCAAGCUUGGCCUAUCGAACGGCCUUGACAUAGCCGCAAACUCGACUGCCACGUCAACGGUCGACGUCCCACCGGAUACCCCACCGCCGAUGACUUACUCGUUGCGUGCAGCUGAAAACGAAGCGAACGCAGAACCGGGCUCUUUCUUUAAACAGUACGACUUGCGGCCGUAUGGCUUUGACAUGAUCGUAGACUUCAGCUGGCCGCGGUCACCGUAGGGAAUACCAUAACUGUCUUUUGCAUACUACAUUAGUGUACAUACCUAAUAUCCGCAACGCAUGUAUCUUUACGCUAGAGUGGCUUUUGCUUCC